Cheilinus undulatus (humphead wrasse) is the source of this 2375-nucleotide messenger RNA. RefSeq names its product mitochondrial coenzyme A transporter SLC25A42-like. The record is from RefSeq and is a predicted model, not a curated record. NCBI's taxonomy places the organism in Eukaryota, Metazoa, Chordata, Actinopteri, Labriformes, Labridae. The transcript is spliced from 8 exons. Bases 358 to 1320 code for a protein of 320 amino acids. Gene Ontology annotation, biological process: transmembrane transport.
UUAAAGACCUUGAAAAGCCCAAAUAAUCUUGUGCGCAGAACCAUGCAGGGGCAGAACUUCCUCACGGGUGUCGUCUAUAAAUAGACAAGGCUCUGCUGCAGCUUUACACCUGUCUUUUACAAUCACCUUCACAAACGUAAACAACGACUGGCGAGACGUGCGGAGACCUCAGUGGAAGUUAAAGGAUCGACUGGCCAGCCUCCAGCGUGCAAACAAGGAAUGUGUGCAAGAAUCUGCAGAGGAGACUGGUGACUAGAAGACCUGUAAACACGAGGUCCCUUCAACCACAAAUCGAGUGUGUACUCUUGAAUGAGUGUCCGAGUGUGUGACAGCAUUGGUAAUCUGUGAAGGACACACAUGACCCACAGUUUGAACAGCCAUCAGAGCCGUCUGCCUGUGGCCCAGGCCACCGUUUUGAGUCAGACUCAAGACUUGAGGACAGCCAUGGACUCCCUGCUGUGUGGGGCUUUUGCUGGGGCUGUAGCCAAAACUGUGAUUGCACCUCUGGAUCGGACAAAGAUCAUUUUCCAAGUGUCCUCACAGAGAUUCUCUGCUAAGGAGGCGUUCAGGCUCAUCUACCACACCUACAUGAAGGAUGGGGUGCUCAGUCUGUGGAGGGGAAACUCUGCUACCAUGGUGAGGGUGAUGCCAUAUGCUGCCAUUCAGUUCUGCUCUCAUGAACAGUACAAGAAGCACCUGGGGGGCUACUACGGCUACCAGGGAAAAGCUCUGCCCCCUGUCCCUCGAUUACUGGCAGGCUCUCUGGCAGGGACCACUGCUGCUAUGCUGACCUACCCUCUGGAUAUGGUGCGAGCCAGGAUGGCAGUCACAGCCAAAGAAAUGUACAGCAACAUCAUGCAUGUUUUUGUGCGGAUCUCCCAGGAGGAGGGUAUAAAGACCCUUUACAGAGGCUUCACUCCCACUAUUCUUGGUGUCAUCCCAUAUGCAGGGAUCACUUUCUUCACAUAUGAGACACUCAAGAAGCUUCACACAGAAAAAACAAAGCGAUCCCAACCCUACCCCCAUGAGCGCCUUGCUUUUGGGGCCUGCGCCGGCCUUAUUGGGCAGUCUGCCUCAUACCCUCUGGACGUGGUGCGUCGGCGCAUGCAGACAGCAGGCGUUACAGGCUCUUCAUAUGCCACGAUCAUUGGGACCAUGCGUGAGAUCAUAACACAGGAGGGAGUUGUCCGUGGACUUUACAAAGGCCUGAGCAUGAACUGGGUUAAAGGGCCUAUCGCUGUUGGGGUCAGCUUCACCACAUUUGACAUCACACAGGGCCUUAUGCUCAAACUUCACCAGAUGAGCUACUUCACCCACUGAAUUACUGGAGCAGCAGAGGGAUGAUGAUUCACACAGAUGUGAGGGAGGUGGUGAAUGUUGUUGUAUGGCAAUAAUAUGCGUUUGCACUGGGUCAGUGCAGGAAAUCACCUGUGAGCUCCAAACAGGAUGUCAGAGGACUGAAGAAGUGGACAGAAAGCCUUGUGCAGGAAAAACUUAGUAACUCAUACUAUGUAAAUGCACAUCCAGGAUUCACUGUCAGAGAGGAGGAGACAAAAACGUGUCUUAGAAUUGUCACAUCUUCACAGCUUUGUUUAAAACCGUGAACCCAUGAGGGUAGCUAAUGUGAUCUGAAGAGGAACAAUGGAUAAAGACUGAUGAGAUGAGGCUUGCACUUUACUGCCCCUGCAUUGUUCUUUCAACAUGAUUUUAAAUCAACAGAGAUAACUUGUUUUUAAAAGUUUUAUUGAUUUUAAUUUUGAGAGUUUUAUUUUCUGUGAUAAUCAGGUUGCUUUUGCUCUUUUUGAUUGUUUGAAAAAGCCUGGUCCUGCGGGUUGUGUUUAGUCCUGAAAGAGUGACUUUGCAACAUGGUUGGUUUUAAUUUUCAGUUUUAUGAUGGUGCCUAUGUUGCCUGAAUUGAGAAGUAUGAUGGAUGGAGUGAAUGAUUGUAUGGAAGGAGGGUGAUCAUGUCAGCAGGACCGCACACUUUGACUGUCCAUCCAGCACUGAGGUAGUGUGAGAAACGUCUAAUAACUGGCUAAUCAGAUAUGUGGGAAAUAAAUCUAUAUAAAUAUAUAACAGAUUUUGUUUUAUGUGCAUAUCAUGGAGAUUAAAUUUUUUAACAGUGCUCACAUUGUUGUGCUGAUUCUACCAUUGCUUUGGCCUGAUUGUACAUCGUUGUUUACUUUGAAAAUCAGAAAUAUACCAAAGCAUUUAUCUGAGUUGUAUGAUUCAUGUGAAUAAGGACUCAGUCUAAAUUUUACAGCUCAUGUGUAUUUCAAAGUUGCAGCAUCUCCAAAGAUGUAUGUUUACAAUGCAUCAAGCACACAAUGCAAUAAAGUGUCUAUCCAAAACUUUGAGUCAUUUUGUCCAUUAGG